Haliotis rufescens (red abalone) is the source of this 2867-nucleotide messenger RNA. Its product is annotated as TRAF-type zinc finger domain-containing protein 1-like. NCBI's taxonomy places the organism in Eukaryota, Metazoa, Mollusca, Gastropoda, Lepetellida, Haliotidae. Bases 178 to 2310 code for a protein of 710 amino acids. Gene Ontology annotation, molecular function: zinc ion binding. The record is from RefSeq and is a predicted model, not a curated record. The transcript is spliced from 12 exons.
ACUAUAUCGCUACUCGGUAAGGAAUGCCAACAAAUGUUUGGUGUCAAGUUUGUUUUGUUGUUGGUCAAAAUAACUUUGUCAUCAUGUCACCUGUAGACGGAACAUUUGACUGAAAAGCAACAAGCUAGCCAAGUGACGAUACUCUGCGAAGAAGGGAAUAGAGAUUCGGAGACCACCAUGGCUGACAUUGCCACGGAAACCAAGUAUUGCUCCAACUGCAAGAAGGACAUCUCUGCAGCCAACUUCACCAUGCAUGAGGUCCACUGUCGGCGCCACAUCGUCCUGUGUCAGCACUGCGAUGACCCUGUUCCCCGGUCUGAGAUGGAGGACCACUUCAGUGAGCACCAUGCCAAGGUCUCCUGUAGUCAGUGUGGGGAAGAGCAGGAGAAGACACAGCUACAGGAGCACAUGGAGGGCGCCUGUAGCAAGAGGCCAAUACGUUGCGUCUACUGUGAGCUGGAGCUGCCUCGGUGUGACGUGAACUCCCACCAGGACUACUGCGGCACCAGGACGGAGCCCUGCCCAAAGUGUGCCCAGUUCAUCAUGAAGAAGGACCUGCUUCAACACGAGGCCAGCAAUUGUGACUAUCCAGCCCCCAAACCCGCCACAAACGGCCAUGAGGGGGAUCGGGAUAGAGACAGAUUUGUGGACUUUCCCGAAUAUGGUUAUGAGUUUGCGGAUGCCGGGUUUGACAAUGCGUUUGCAAUGGAUGAACUGUCCAGGAUGAUGGAGAACACCAGGAUGCAGGGGACUCUCAACUCCCAGCUUGAUAUUCCUGGGUUCGGUCGGCCGAGGAAUGUUCCGGGAACACAGGCCAGGUCGUACACCAAUAAUAACACCACACGCACCCGGAAGAGCACAACCAACAGAAAGUCGGAACUGAAUAGACAGAGGCAGAGAGUUUCGGAGCCGGAUCCUGCAGAUGAUGAAGACGUGGAUGAGGACCUGAUGCUGGCCCUGAGGCUCCAGCAUGAGGAGGACCAGGACAUCGGACACCUCAUACGCCAGAUUGAGAAGACCUCGCCACCGGUCCAGACCCCGGUCUCACCUGCUACAUCCCCUGCUAAUGUGAACACCUUCCCUGAUGAUGAUGACUUAAUUCCCUGUGAAUUUUGUGGCGAGCCAUUUCCUAUUGACAUCUUGGUGCAACAUCAGAGUACCUGUGACCCGUUGUCCACUGGCAACUGGAACGAGGACACCAGCUGGAGGGGGGAGCGGAACAACGAGGUGGAAGGGGGUUCGCGAGGAAGGGGCAUAGCAAUACCUGUGAUCAACAACCUGGACAGCCAGUGGACAGCGCCGGUUCGGGAAAUCCCCAUCCAGAGGGAAUGGGAGAGCCCACCUCUCACGCCCCCUGGUGACUUUUUAGAUGAGGCAGGGGAGGUAAUUCUUCCAUGCGAGUUCUGUGCGGAGCCUUUUCCUUAUGAACUUCUUAUUCAACACCAGUCUGUGUGUGACCUCAACCCCACCAUGACGCCCCGGGUUCAAACCCCAGCAACCCCAUCACAAGGAAAACCUCAUUUGCGGAACAAAAACCUCCUGUCGCUAACUGCCCAAGAAAUGUUGAUGGGUGAGUCAAGGUCACAUCGGCACCAAGGUCUUCCAACAUUCGGUGAGGACUCGGGAGAUGAGAUCAUCGACCAUUUGCAAGGAUCAAGGAAUGGUGGAAGGCCUCGCAACAGUGGUGCUCGGAACAACACCCCAAGUUCCAGGUCUGUUGCUAGCAAAUAUGGUGCAGCAGUCAAUCGUUUUGAUGAACAUUUGACGAAAGGGUCAAGGCCAUCCCAGAGGUCACGUGAUGAUGUUAGUGGUCGGACAUCUAACUCAGACAGGGCUGGUGGGAGAACAGGAAACUCCAGACGAGGCAGCGAGACCCGGACUCGGAGUACACUGGACGAGUUGCUGAAGGAGCCCGAUGCCGACAACGACCUUCUAGUCCCUGUAGGAAGCUCAAAGAAGAAGGCAGCCAAAAAUGAGGACAACUUGGUUAAACGUGGAUCUACAUCAACAGGUGCCAAGAAGAAGCUGGCUACCAGCACCAGUGCCUCUGCCCGCGACGUGAUGCGGGAACUCAACCGUCCAACCAAUCCCCCUUCAAACAGUCACAAGCCCAGUAGGAGAAGAACAAAUGGAAGCCUCAAUGAUGAUAGCACCCCACCAUUUCAAAUCCAGGCUGUAGGUCAACCUCGUCCCAGACAUCGCACGACCCAGGUGUUUAAUCCUGAGGUCAGGGGUCCGAAUAGUGAAACCAGAUCUCGGAGAAAGCCUCCCACUCGGAGACCAUACGAAGAGGAUGAUGAUAAUAUAUGAAGCCCAUCCAAGAUGCCAAUCCAGCGAUGACCUGUCAGCUUCUUAGUAGCAAAUAUUUUGCAUUUUCCUGCGUUUAGUCUUGCAGUCGUGUCCAGGAGAAGUUGAAGGUCACAUUGCCUCCCAUUGUAUGUCCUUGUCAGUACUUCACGGGUUGGUAUACACUACGUUCCCUAACAAACCCUUUUGUCUUUAGUUGGUUUACAGAUUUGACUCAAUGCAUGUCAUUGUACCCCAAUUGCAUAGAUCUAUAUUCAUGAUGUCAAUCACUGGAUUGUCUUGUCCAGACUUAAUCAUUUACUUACCGCCGUCAUAUAGCUGGAAUAUUGCUUGGUGUGGCCUGACCACCUGAUCCCGUUAGUCGCCUCUUACGACAAGCAUAGUCGCCUUUUACGGCAAGCAUGUCGGCCCAAUGUAUUCAUGGGAGUAUGAGGUGAAUGGGGUUUAAUGUUGUGUUGGAGAUUAUUGCACUUUUGUCAGUGAGUGAGAAUGGUUUUGACGACGCUUUUUGCAAUAAUCCAGCAAUAUCACGGCUGGGGACACCAGAAAUGGGCUUCACA